CAGGCGCUGAGCGAGCGGAGGUAACGGCACUAACGGCUGGCUGGAGGGAGGGCGCGCGCUCGGAUGGGGAGCGGGUAGGAAAUUAUGGAAGGUUAUGAAUGCUCCUAACGGAAGAAAGAAAACUCUGUUUAACCAUCUAUACAUGCUGCUUCUGGGAAUGAAAUCCCUCGAGCUAUUAACCAGAAAAUCUGGGAGACUAAAAAUGCUGUUGACAGAACAUUUUUGCAAAAGUCAAGUCCCGUGUGUGUGCCUGUGUAUCUCCUCCUACCUUUGCAGCAAGAAGAAAAAAGAGAAUGGUUAUGAGCAAGUUGACCAAGAAAGAUACAUGAACUUGGUCCGUUCUGUCAUAUCUUCCAAAGCCAGCCCUCAGACACCAGAAACAUUGUUUGAAGAAGAUAAUCUGAUAUAUGGACCAGUGAGUAAGUCUCCAGUUAAGGAUGUUGAAGCAAAAAUUCCAAAAAAUUGGGUCCCUCUGGUAAACUCCAAUAAAAGAACUUCUCCUCUAAACAGUGACCGAAAGCACCUGCUGAAAAUCGGUUUACAAAGGCACAAGGUGCCCAGUGUGACGAGUGUUCUUCAGCAGACCAUGCCUUUGGACCAGGCAUUCUACCUGAAGAGGUGGAAGCAGCGGAUGAUUCUGGAACUUGGAAAAGAUGGUUUUGCAGAAUAUACCAAAAACAUCUUCCUUCAAGGAAAACUAUUCCAUGCAGCUUUGGAAUCUGUCUUUUUGUCUGAAGAGGUUCCGUUGAAGGAGCAGGAAAAAGAUAACACUGUCUCUGGCUACUUAGCAAGUGUGCAGCAUGUCCUGGGAGACAUCAGUGGAGUAAAAGCUCUUGAAAGUGCAGUUCAUCAUGAGACUCUUCACUAUUUAGGCCUUGUAGAUUGUGUGGCUGAGUAUCGAGGCCAGUUAUGUGUGAUUGACUGGAAGACUUCAGAGAAAUCAAAACCGUAUCUCCGGAACACAUUUGACAACCCACUACAGGUUGCAGCAUAUAUCGGAGCCAUAAACCAUGAUGCUAAUUAUGACUUCCAGGUUAAUUGUGGACUCAUUGUGGUUUCUUAUAAAGAUGGCUCCCCUGCACAUCCACAUUUCAUGGACUCGGAUCUGUGCUCUCAGUAUUGGAACAAAUGGCUCCUGCGCCUUGAAGAAUACACAGAGAAGGAAAAAAAAACGUGCAAUUGAGACAAGUUAGAGGGGUGUGGUCUGAGCACAGAAGUGAAGCGGGAAGUCCUGAAUUUUAAUCUAGUCUCUGAUACUGACCUUCUUUGACCUUGAGCAAAUCACUUAAUAUCUCUGCCUCAGUGUCCCAUUUGUAAAUUGGGCCUAAUACUUGCCUACCUUACAGAGGUGCAAAGAGGAUUUAAUGGGCCAACUUAAAUUGGGCUGAUAUUUACAUUUUGCAGCAAGCCUUUAUAAAACCUGAAAUCAAUAGAAAUGUUCCCACAAUUAAAGAAAAAAUCCAGUUAAAAGUUUAUAUAAGCAAACUAUCACACUCUUGCAGUGUUUGAAACCUAACCCUUGCUGAACUGAGAACAUGAAAGUGAAAUUGACUCUGAACCAAAGCAAAACUUGCAUUGUCAGAGCUGAGUGAAAUGCAAACAAUAAAGAGCAUAAGUAGUGACAAGUAGAUUGGAUUUUAAACAUUUCAGCUCUUGCUAAUCUCUCAUCUGUUUACAACAUUAUGUUGACAGUGUCCCUCUGAAGCCAGAAAAACUGCAAGUGCUAAGAAUUAUAACUAAACCUGCAUUAAGCAAUCACUCAGGAUGUUAAGACAAAUUGGUUGCUUUAGCAGAAGUGGCCCCCAGAAGAGGAGCAGAAAUGUAAUUGGCAUAGCUGAAGACGACCCGUAAGAGCCCCCUAAGACAAGAGGUUGCUCUAACGACUCUCUCUCGUACAGGUUUCUCUGCAUCAGUACAAAGCUGGGUCUCUCACAUAAAGCAAAGUGAGAAUGAAACGGAGGCUUUGUACCUUAGGCCCCAAUUGGGCAAUAAGUUCCAUACAAAGACUCUUGUGCCAACACAGCUCCGCUGAUUUCACUGGGGUGUUGCAUAGAUUAAGGGGGCCCACCCAUGCAGAACUAAUUGCAGGAUCAAAACCUUGGGAUGUAUAUUGAUGACAGUAUGUUUUUCAGAAACCUUAUUUUGUGAUUUUGAAAUUUAAGAACUGAACCCCGAUGCUAGUUCUUAAAUAAACAAGUAAAAACGGCAACCAUAUCCUUCACGGACUACAAAGGCUUUCUGUUGACUAUGUUAAGUUGACUAAAUAACAAGUUUAUCGAUUAAUAAUUAGUCCUAAAAUACAGGAGUUACAUUUGAGACUCAUUUCAUAAAAACGAGUUUGUAAGAAGAGAUGGUAACAAGAUAGUGUUGUAAAUGUUGAAUAAACACUGAACAUUUCUUCUUA
Malaclemys terrapin pileata is the source of this 2404-nucleotide messenger RNA. It is a transcript of the gene MGME1, whose product is annotated as mitochondrial genome maintenance exonuclease 1. Gene Ontology annotation, molecular function: single-stranded DNA exodeoxyribonuclease activity. Gene Ontology annotation, cellular component: mitochondrion. Bases 95 to 1183 code for a protein of 362 amino acids. NCBI's taxonomy places the organism in Eukaryota, Metazoa, Chordata, Testudines, Emydidae. Gene Ontology annotation, biological process: mitochondrial DNA replication. The record is from RefSeq and is a predicted model, not a curated record. The transcript has 5 exons.